AAGCAGACAUUGAAUAUUUUUUCGUUAUGUUCUGUUGCUGGCUACGAGCGAGUAGCCGCAGAUCAGCAGCUAUCGUGGAGUGUAGAGCCGUCUGGGGCGUUGUAGGUAUGAUUGGAAACUGACGAAGUUUCCGCCCCACUAAUGAUCGGCAAUUCGUAAGACGCUUAGAAGCUCGGCGGGGUGAAAUAAAACGCACGGCCGAGUUCAUGCAAAGCAACUUAGCUCAUGGCUACAGUUACGGUGACCAUCAGUGGUCCUUUGCUGGCUACGCUCAUAUAUGAGCAUUGCAACAGUCCUGGCGACCAGGAGGGUUUUCUCUUGGGAGAAAUAUCAAGUCGUAUAACGGAUACGAUCAGUGACGCGCAGCUGCACGGCGAAAAAGAGGAGACUAACCUCAAAAUAUGUUCUAUUAUCUCGUGUGACCUUUUCGAAUUCUACGACAAAAAGUGUCAUCUAGUUGCGGACAAAUUGUCGGCACUGCUACGAGACAAGCAAAAGGAGGUGGUUGGGUGGUACCGCUUCAGGCGCAACACAAGCCUGCAGACAUCCCUGCGGGAACAAGUGCUCCACCAGCGAUUGGUUCGAAAGCUUGGCCAAGGCUAUGGAAAUUACUUCCUGCUGGCACUCUUCAGAGGCUGCACCUCAUCCAAUGAUGCAACACACUCCAUGGAGCAUGUCUUCUUACGGUCCACAGAUCCUGCUUUCAAGCAUUAUUCUGCAGUUCCCCUACAUAUAGUGAACCUUGGAGAGCCUGGUCAUUCAGACUACCGCAUGUACCCUGGUUCUGCUGCCAGCAUCCACCAGGGGGCUUUCUGUGAAGUCCUGAACUCUCUGCCUGCUGACGGAUCAAUUGAAAUGGUGAACCACAUGCAUAGACUGCAUAAUCUGCUCCACACCAAACUGAGGGAAGUGCUCAACAGCGUUGCUGAAUCUGAAGAAGAUGUGGCCACAUUUGUGGACGACAUUGUUCAGUUGAGAGAGAAGUAUGGAGCAUUGAAGAAGGCUACUGUUGGGCCAAGUACCUCAGCGUCUGCAUCAGAGAGCGUCUCAACAACUUCAAAGUAGAAGUCUGUGGUGUACAUUUACAUUGACUGGAUGACUGUGAAAAAAAAAAAGAAAAUGUGAGCAUAACCAUCUAAUAAAUUUUGCGUCAGUCUUUUUUUUUUUUUUAAUGCAGAGGUAUGUGUUGUACAUGAGGUAUAACAGGUCUGCCAUGUCAGUAGUUCACCCCGUUUUGUUAUCCUGCAUGUACCUGCUACAGCAGAUGAAGCUAUUGAAGGUGAUGCAGCUUGAUUUAUUCAUUAGUAAGCCAAUUCGCGGCAUGAAGAAACAUGACGCAUAGACAGGACAAGCACAGGCUGCCGACUAAAUUUGUUCACCAUUUCAUGCCAUAACACAUCAUCAUCUGAACAGUGCAGUGCACUUGCAUAAACAGGCAACAAGAAAUGAUGAUACAGCAUACCUAUGUUACUAGCACGUGUCUGUUUCAUGCUUCACACAAUUAAUUUAUUUAUAAAUUGUACAGCUACUAAUGCAACAUGCCAUUCAAAUUCUCUCUGUCUAACCUCGAUUCAGCUAACUUUAAUGCAGUGAACUUUCUUCCUUCCCUUGGAUGCUUCCAUAUAAGGUAAUGUGUUAUUUUUCUAGAUUUAGUGACUCAAUUUUGCAUUGUGGUUUCAGUGGUAGUGACCUUUCCUGAUAGUAUGGAAGACCCUAUACUGCUCUGUAAGAGUAGGGGCCAAUAUCUUGUUCGACCAGUUUCUGGGAUACUUUCACUUCUGCGUGAUAUAACACUGAGCAUGACACCUCUUUGGAGCGGAGGGCAUCAUGUUUGCUGGCUCUUGCAAUGUAUGCACACCGCAAGUGAGAUCCCUAAAAGUGAUGAACCAAAAAUAUGGCUUCAAAAUUGUGCAGGCAGCCCCACCUUUUGCAUGACCCUGCCGCUGUCACAACUGGCUAUACUGCUGAAUCUAAAAAGGCCCUGCACCACUUUUUGAACAUGGUAAAUAAACUGUUUACAUGGCCUG
Messenger RNA from Dermacentor andersoni, 2027 nucleotides. RefSeq names its product BRISC complex subunit Abraxas 2-like. Gene Ontology annotation, biological process: attachment of spindle microtubules to kinetochore; mitotic spindle assembly; protein K63-linked deubiquitination. The record is from RefSeq and is a predicted model, not a curated record. Gene Ontology annotation, molecular function: microtubule binding; polyubiquitin modification-dependent protein binding. NCBI's taxonomy places the organism in Eukaryota, Metazoa, Arthropoda, Arachnida, Ixodida, Ixodidae. Gene Ontology annotation, cellular component: nucleus.